Molecule: messenger RNA, 2122 nt
Organism: Dalotia coriaria
Lineage: Eukaryota; Metazoa; Arthropoda; Insecta; Coleoptera; Staphylinidae
Product: dihydrolipoyllysine-residue succinyltransferase component of 2-oxoglutarate dehydrogenase complex, mitochondrial
Exons: 8
Coding region: 195-1637 (480 amino acids)
Biological process (GO): tricarboxylic acid cycle
Cellular component (GO): oxoglutarate dehydrogenase complex; mitochondrion
Molecular function (GO): dihydrolipoyllysine-residue succinyltransferase activity
Source: RefSeq, a predicted model, not a curated record
CAAUUUCUCAACAGUUCAGACAACCAACCACAUUCGCAAAUCAUUCCCAGUGUGCCACUCGUGCGCAUGUGUGCGUUCGGCUUCGUAAACGAGGGACUUUCUGAGCACGGCGAGGCCUCCUCGCUCCAUACACACCAGCAAAUCCCAGACUCCACGCAACUUCACAUUCUCGUUGUGUCCGGGCGUCGUUCACCAUGUCCGGGAUACUAACGGUGGCAACUAGAAAUUUGCCGCGGCCGGUGCUGCGUGCCUUCAAAAAGAAUCUGGACCGAAAUUUAAGUGAGGUAAAUCUACUAAAUCAAAGGGGUCUACACCAGGCUAGUGCUCUGGCCAACUCAUUCAGCUUGGCAUUCAAGGAACAAAACGCUUUUUUGAAUAAGUCUAAGAGUUGGUUCAGCGAAGUUCGCUAUUUGCGCACCAGUGCGACCCUUUUCGAUGAGAAAACCGUCAAUGUGCCACCAUUCGCCGACUCUGUCUCUGAAGGAGAUGUCAGGUGGCAGAAAAAGGUCGGUGACCAUGUCGCUGAAGACGAGGUCAUCUUGGAAAUUGAAACUGACAAGACAUCGGUACCGGUGCCGUCGCCCGGACACGGAAUCAUCAAGGAGUUGCUGGUGAAAGACGGCGACACGGUUAAAGCCGGUCAGCCGCUGUUCAAAAUCGACAUCACUGGUCAGCCACCGGCGGCUGGCGCAGCUAAACCAGCACCGGCUCCAGCUGCACCUGCACCUACACCUGCGGCACCUGCAGCACCUGCAGCAGCUGCCCCGCCUCCACCACCCAAACCCACACCGCCUGCUGGUGGUGCACCGCCGCCUCCUGCCCCACGUCCAGCGCCGGCUGCUAGUAUUCCGGUCGCAGCUAUCCGACAUGCCCAAGCUAUUGAUUCUGCCACUGUUAAGCUGCCUCCAGCAGAUCCCACCAAGGAAAUCUCUGGCACGCGUACCGAACACCGUGUGAAAAUGAACCGCAUGCGUUUGAAGAUUGCCGAACGUUUGAAGAGCGCCCAAAAUGAAAACGCCAUGUUAACUACCUUCAACGAAAUCGACAUGAGUCAAAUCAUGGAAUUCCGAAAAGCGAACCUCGAAGCUUUCCAGAAGAAGUAUGGCAUGAAACUAGGCUUCAUGUCCGCUUUUGCGAAGGCGGCGGCGUACGCGCUGCAAGACCAGCCCGUUGUGAAUGCAGUGAUUGACGGCACCGAUAUUAUUUAUCGGGACUUUGUUGACAUUUCGGUGGCGGUGGCGACUCCCAAAGGUCUAGUUGUGCCCGUCAUUCGUAAUGUUGAACGCAUGAACUACGCUGAAAUCGAAAUGGCGAUUGCUGCCAUGGGCGAAAAAGCGCGCACCGGCAAAUUGGCCGUCGAGGAUAUGGACGGAGGCACCUUCACCAUCAGUAAUGGUGGCGUCUUUGGCUCUUUGCUGGGCACACCUAUCAUUAAUCCACCGCAGUCUGCCAUUCUCGGAAUGCAUGGCACUUUUGAACGACCCGUUGCUAUUAAAGGACAGGUUGUGAUUAGGCCAAUGAUGUACAUUGCCUUGACUUACGAUCAUCGGUUGAUUGAUGGUCGUGAGGCUGUGAUGUUCCUGCGCAAGAUUAAGGGCGCCGUGGAGGAUCCACGUAUUGUGCUCGCUGGCCUGUAGGGCACCACACAACCACCCACACCCAAUCCCCGAGACAGGCGUCCCACGUCGACUUCUUAAAUACCCAAAUUCAAUAGCGAAAUACAUAAAUCGUGCACCGUGUUGGUAACAGGAUGGAUGCCACUAAAUGACGUAUCUCUUAAUUGUCGAUGCUUGCUGUUAGUGUUUAUCCUAUGUUAACAGUCAGUUUUAUGAUGUACUUGUACAUAUAUAUUAUUUAAAUAUCAAAGUGUCCUCUUAACUAGUAUUAGCUCAACUAGUAUUUGAUUGCGGUUACCUAAUCAAUGAGUGAAUAGGUAUUUUAAGUUAUUUUAAAAGAGUUUGUUUUUGAUAAACGGUGCCUGUAUGCAAUUCGAUUUAAACGAGUCCGCUAUUUUGAACACAAGAACAUCAUUCGAAAAUGCACCUGAUGCAUGUAUUUAAGAGGAAAUUAUUUAUUAUUGUUUCAAUUGUGAGUUGAAUAAAACAAACAAAUUAAAUAUCAA